UGUCCCCAUGCCCUGUGUGACCCCGGUAUCCCCCCAGAAGGUGACGGAGAUGUGGCAGGAGGAGCUGGAGCGGCGGCUCCGGGCGCUGUCAGAGCUGCAGAAGCACCACGAGCUCGUCAUGUGCUUCGUGUCCCGGGCCAUGGGCACCUCCCGGGGCACUGCCCUGCUGCUCUCCCACAAACUGAUCCAUUCCCAGAUCCAGCGGAGCCUCCGUGUCCCGGUGGAGCGUGAGGAGCCCCCAGGGGAGCUGAAAUUCCAGUGGGAUCUUCCCGCCUGGACCAAGAGUGCCGAGAACUUCGGCACCAUCAUCUCAGAGUGGCCCCUGCCCCGCUCCGGGAGCCCCCCCCCCUGCCAUGAGGCCCCGAGAUCCCCCCCCAGCCCCACAGGUGGUGAGCAACGGGCAGGUGACCCCCAGGCUGCUCUUUCAGCCCCCCCAGAACAGGGCUGGAGGGGGGGCACAGGAGGCCCCCUGGGGGUCCCCCCCAAUUGGGCGGGAGGCUCUGGGCCCCCCCCCUCCCGCCUCAGUUUCCCUCCGGGAUCGAGGGCUUGGAAUGUCCUGACUUGUCCCCCCCCACACCUGGAGCCGCCGCCAGAGACCCCCAAACUGGCAGCCACCGGGCCCCCCGAAAACACCGUCACAGGAGGGGACAGGAGGAAAUCUGGGAAUUCCCCCCGGGAGGAGAAGUUCGUUAAGAAGCUGCUCAUUAAACGGAGGCGUCCCCGAGGGUGCCAGGGCCCCCCCCCACGCCCCCUGAAGGUGCCGCGGGUGUCGCUGGAGCGGCUGGAGCUGGGCCUGGCGCUGGACCCGGCCCUGCCCCUGCCCGCCUUCCGCGUCCUGCCGGGGCCCUCGGCCGGGCAGUUCAGCGUCAUCGUCAUCGAGCAGGGGGGGACAGCCCAGGGGACAGCCCAGGGGACACCCCAGGGGACAGCGCAGAGCACACGGCCACAGGGAAACGUCCCCGUCAAG
Molecule: messenger RNA, 967 nt
Organism: Corapipo altera (White-ruffed manakin)
Lineage: Eukaryota; Metazoa; Chordata; Aves; Passeriformes; Pipridae
Product: transcription intermediary factor 1-beta-like
Exons: 7
Source: RefSeq, a predicted model, not a curated record